GUGACGGCGGCCGCCAUCUUGGCAGUGUCUCGCCGACGGUGGUGAGAGGUGCGGAUCGGUGACGUCGCGUCGCGGCUGAAACAAACACCGAGUGCGUGCGACCGGCCCGUCGGCUCACGCACGAGCAGCGCCGACGUAUCGCGGGCGACGUUGGGAGCCGCGUGUGCCACCGCAGGUGUUCGCCGGCGCGCCGAACGAACGGUUUUGUGAAUAAACCGCGUGUAACCCCGUGCCCCCGUCGAGCGGUCGAGCGAUCCUGAGGAACAUCGGCGGCCGCCGGACAAUACCGCUUGCGCGCGGCAGUCAUCGGCGACGUCGUCGCCGCCGUCACCGACGAGGCCCCGCGACGAUGCCGCGUCGCCCGACGCUCGCAUAGGCAACCCUCGCCGUCGCCCUCGCCGUGGCCGCCGUCGCCGCCGCUCGUCCCUUCAUCACCGUCUUCUCUUCGUCCCCCUAGAUCGACCGCGCGGCGGACCACGGUGGACUCAUGGAGGGCACGCUGGAGGAGCCUGCCGCCAAGGACCCAUCCCGGGGCAGCCCCGACAGGCACUUGAAAGAUGUGAUUAUUCCGAACGGCGUGAAUGGAAACUACAGUGCCGACAACGAAGAGUACAUGGAUACCAGUGAUAGCGCGAGUAAGGUAGCAUUGAAAGAUAUUGUCGAAGAAGAGGAGGCUAAUGAGGAGGAGGAGGAGGAGGAGGAGGAGGAGGAUGAGGGUGAGGAGGAUGAGGAUGAGGAGGAAGAGGAAGAGGACGAUAGGGACGAGGAGGAUGACGAGGAUGAACGUGAGAGAUCGGUCGAGAUGCGAGAGAGUAAAGAGGACAGUGAGCAUAACGAGGCAAUAGGUAAUCCUAGCAAGGAGGGUGAAGCGUUCGACCUGAAAAAUGACUUUAAGGUAUCCGACUCACCCGACGGUGUAAGUGAGACGAACGAUUCUAGUGAAGUGUCUAAAACCGAAAUAGCCGAGUGUAAAAACACGUCCUGUGAGGCCAUGGAGGUGGACGAGCAAAGUAAUAACUCUGACGUAGAGUGUCUCGACGAGAGUAUCACGGAGAUACAGUUGGACAGCGACGAUGUGUUCAUCUCGAAGAAGGCCGUUGCCAAGCGGGACAGCAACGCCGACGUGUCGUCAAACUGUAGUUGUGACAGUAGUGAGAUCGCCGACAACAGCAUAGAGAAGUCGGACGACGUGAAGCUCUGCGAGGAGAACGGGAGCUGCGACAGCCCCGACAUCGAGGAGAUUACCGACGGCGCCAAGAGCAACGAUCACGACGCGUUGUUGGAGCACGCGGUGAAGGAUGCCAAGCAGCGGAAGCAGCGAAAACAGAUAGAUCUAAGUAACAUCACGCCGAGAAGAAGCUCGCGCAACAUCAAGCGCACGAGUUACAUAGAGAAGGAGCUGGAGGAGGAGGUGGACGACGAUGGAUCUGACAUAGAGGAGAUCAAGCCGGAGGAUCCGCUGGCCGUGAUCGAUAGCAAGGACAAGGAGAACUCGAAGCUCAAGUCGCCGGUGAGGAACAGCAAGACCACCAUCGUCGUCAACGACACCAAGCGGCUGGUGGAGAUCGCCGCCGGCAGCAAGUCUAUCAAGGGCGGGAAGAAGGAACCCACGUUAGUCAUAAUAGACACGAACUCGAUCCUCUCGGGUCGCGGCGGGGUUCCCGUGAGCAACAGCAAGCCCCACCACUCGGUGCCCAACUCCAGCUCGUUCUCGGUCGUCCCGAUGGGCGGUAUAACGACGCAGACGAUGUAUCCGAACAUGAGGACGACCAUCACGCCGGUGCCCAUGACCUCGAAGGCGGCGCAGCUCAGCCCGAAGACCAGUAGCAUGACCACAGUCACGCCGACGGUGGUGCCGCCGAUUCUGCCGACCCUGACCGACGACAUGUUCGUGGUCGAAGCGCCAUCCUUUAUAGUACCUUACGUAUACGAGAAGCCGCCCCUGAAGCCGCUAAAGGAGUACGUCACCAAGUUGGAGAGGUGCAUAGAGGAGUGGGAGAAGGAGGAGAAACUCAAGAGACUCGUCGACGAGAGCAAGGACGCCGAGGAGUACAAGGAGGACUCUUUGGAUAUCGUUAAAAGGGCCAGCGACAAGUCCGAGGAGAGCGACGUCGAGGGCAGGGCCAAGCGAGAGGGGGACGACCGGGGCGGUGGCGACGGCUCGAUAGACCUGAUCGAGCACGGUUUCAGUGGCAUCAGUGACAAACACGAGCUGAGGCAGGACGACAGAAACAAAAUACCCACGUACUUCGACCUGCCGCUGGGCAAGUUCUUCAUGCAAAUCGGAAUGAACCUCGUUCAGGAGUAUGUGCAAACCGACCUCUUACGGACUCAAAAGCGUAAACAGGGCAAGGGUAGCACGUCGGCCGAGACUCAAUUAGCUAUAAAUUCGCUUAUCAAGAAUCUAGAGUUUAGUAAAGAGAAUAACGAGCCAUUCCACUUAGAGAUGAAGAAGUGCGAGUUCUGUAGCUUUAAGACGGAAUCGACGUUAGUCAUGCAGCACCACCUGGAGACGCCGCAUAUGCGCAACUACGUUUACAAGUGCAACUUCUGCCCGAUGGAGGUGCGCAGCCCGCACGACAUCCUCUAUCACAUGGAGGCGGAGCACAAUACUCGCGGCAGACUGGAGCGCGGCCCCGCCUUCCACCAGUGCCCCAACUGCCCGUUCGAGGACAAUCAGAAGGGCAAGCUGACGCGGCACAUUCUCGCCUGCACCAAGAAGUUCAGACCGGAGCGGAACCUGGAGCCCGCGGUAGAUUGGGAGCCGCCGGCCAAGAUACCGCGAUUGAAUCGCGCGCGGCCCGUCGGCCCGACCAACCCGAGCGCGCUCGCGGCAAUGGCGAUGAGCGCCAAGGGCCCGCAGCCGCUUCUACCGAAGUUGCUCCCCGCGCCGAUCACCGGCCGCGGACGAGGACGACCGCCGAUGCAGCCGAGGUAUUCCGAUCUGAAAACAUUGCGGCCAGGUGCUACCACGAUGCGGCAAGAUAAUGUUGCAGGAAUGAUGUAUCGUCCUACAUCCUCUGGUUUAUUGGUACCCACGUCAUACCAGUUCGGUAGUAACCAAAUAUUCCAGGUGGUGGGUGGCUCUGGGACUGUCAUGUCGGCUGUCUCGGGAGUGAGUAGCAGUAGCGGCGGCAGUUCCGGUCAACCCACACCAAUUGCACUUGUACCCAACGUAAUCGACUCUCUGUCUAGGUUGUCCUCGUCACAGAACACAACAGCCAGUUCCAAAAAUCCCACGGCAAAGUUAUUAAGUCAGCCAAGUAUAUCUAUUACUCCACUACCACGUACAACAUCUCAAACCUCCAUUCCGGGGUCAGGAACUUCUUCAAAGUCCGCAGGAAAGAAUACAUUUGUUAUAUGUGAAAUUUGUGAUGGAUAUAUUAAGGAUCUAGAACAAUUACGAAAUCAUAUGCAAUGGAUCCACAAAGUAAAAAUACAUCCAAAGAUGAUUUAUAACAGACCUCCAUUAAACUGCCAGAAAUGCCAAUUCCGAUUCUUCACAGAUCAGGGUUUGGAAAGACACUUGUUAGGAUCUCAUGGGCUUGUCACAUCCAGUAUGCAAGAGGCAGCAAAUAAAGGGAAAGAUGCGGGUCGUUGUCCAGCUUGUGGCAGGGUAUAUCAGUGGAAAUUAUUAAAUCAUGUUGCUCGAGAUCACGGGAUGACAUUAAAGCCAGCACACCUAUCGUAUAAAUGUACAGUUUGCACUGCCACAUUCGGAAUGUACAAGCAGUUCGAGAACCACGUAUACUCUGCGCAUAGUGUCGUAGCAAAGAGAGUAAUGGAUAAGAAGAACGCGCCCGCGUCCCCGUCGUCCAGAUCGAACGACUCGCUUCUGAAGCCGUUGAAGAUCAACGACGAGAUCACGAUUAUCCCGCAACCGGCAAAGCCCACCACCAGAUCCGGUGCGAUUCAAGGCAGAGGAAAAUAGCAAUGAUGAGCUUGAGUGAUAAUUGUGUCUUGUCUGAUCGAAUUUCGCAUAACUCUUUGUGGUACUUCAUACUGAUCACUGCGAGCGUACAGUGGUUAACGUGCCGUUAACGUGUACAUGUGUAUGUAUACUAUGCUUUAAGACGCGCGAAUUAAUUCCAAACACCUAAAGGAAGGAAAAAAAGCUAAGGAAAAGAAAAGGAAACACUUACUCUUGACACAAGGAAACUAGUUGACUGCAUAAUAAUAUUCCAUCAAUGAUUAUACCGAUAUAUAUUUAUUUAAGAAUUUUUAUUGUUGUUAUCGGACCUACAUAAAAUAGACUGUAAAAACAUUAAAAGGGUGGCCUUCAGUCUAAUUCCUUGGUUAAAUCCUAUAGCUGCAUACUCCCGACCUAUAAACGCCUAUAUGUGUAACACGGACUCUCGCGCGAAAUAUCAAGUGUAUUUACAUUUCGGUGCGACGGUACAUCGUAACACGUCACGCGCAGUACGGAUUACUCUCUUGCAUAGCGAAUUCUCUAUAAUGUAAAUUCUUUUUCUAAGAUAAAUAUAUUCGAAUUUAUUCUAUUUUGUUAUUAUGAUGACUAAAUAUGACUUUGGGACAAUGAAAUUGUCCCUCAAUCUCCGGUUUGAUAGGACGAUAAACAUCAUGUUUGCGAAGUAGUUUCCAAACGAUAUACGAUGCGAUAAAUUAUACUAAUUGACCAGAGUGCCCACGACUGUCUCACGAAUCUAGUAUACAGGUACUAAAUGACAAGUGUAUACUAGCUACCAUCUGAGAGAUUCUUCAAAUAUAUAUGCUAUACUUUCAUUUCGCCAUCGUACGUUUUUUAAUUAACAAUUAGUGAAAUUUAUCGUCAUUUUAUUUAUAAUUAUAUUUCAUAAAACUGUGUGUAUGGAAUAAUUUAUGAUAUAAUACAAAAAAUCCUUUUGUUUUUUCUUUUUUAAUCGAAACUUGUAAAUUGUAUCUAUAUUGCUAUAGGUUUUUGAAACCCUUUAGUCGCGUAUAUUGUAAUAAAAAAAAAUAAAUAAAAUAUCCAGUUUUAUUUUAGCGCUCUUAUAAGAACAACAAAAAUGUACAUUAAUAUAGGAUAUAAUAUAAAGAAAUAUAUCAAUAAAAUAGGAUGGCACACACAAA
Molecule: messenger RNA, 5070 nt
Organism: Vollenhovia emeryi
Lineage: Eukaryota; Metazoa; Arthropoda; Insecta; Hymenoptera; Formicidae
Gene: MEP-1
Exons: 10
Coding region: 488-3931 (1147 amino acids)
Biological process (GO): regulation of gene expression
Cellular component (GO): nucleus
Source: RefSeq, a predicted model, not a curated record